UAUACAUUGAUCAUAAAGUUCACACACAUUAACUCAUUGCAAUAUGACAUUAAUCAAUCAAAGAGAAACAAGUGAGGAUAUCUGCAUUAAGUGUUAAUCAUUAACCGAAUCAGCAUAAGGAACUUGUGUGUUAAAAUAUAUGAGUUUGCUUUGUGUUUGUUAAAUACUGACUAGGUCAACUGAGUACUUGAAUGCCUCUAUAGUGAUACUGAAGGUUAAAAUGGCGACGGCAAUGGAGGAACACGUCAAAGAGACAUUGAAAUGUAAGGUGUGUUACGAGACACUAACAGACCCUAGGGCCCUACCAUGUAUGCAUACCUAUUGUUGCAAAUGCCUGGAUAAGUUGGAGAAGAUCGAUCAAGGACAGAAACAAAGUCUAAGCUGUCCAGAAUGUAGGCAAAUUCAUACAAUACCAGAAGGAGGAGUGGCUAAAUUUAAGGUCAACUUCACCACUAGCUCAUUAGUGGACCUAAUUCAAUCAAUGGAUAUUAUUGGAGACAAUCCCAAUUGUACAGUGUGUAAGGAAGAUGGAAUAGACAAUGAUGCUCUAACAAAGUGUGUACAGUGUAACGAGCAGUUAUGUAAGGACUGUGAUCGAUCUCAUACUCGAUAUAAUAAAGGUCACACAGUGCUUGACCUUACUGGUGAUAAGACUCAAGAUAGGACGAGUGUACUGAAUGUUGUCAAACAGCGUGUAGUUUAUUGUGAAAUGCAUAAAACAAAUCCACUUGAGAUAUACUGUAAAGUGGACCAAUGUGCUGUAUGUGCUACUUGUUAUGUGAUUGACCACUCAGGCCACGAAUGUGUCGAUGUUCAUAAGGCUGCGGUUAACAAUAUGGAGCUUAUUGAUGAGCUCCUUGAGAAAGGUGAUAAGUUGGUACAGAACUUUGAAGAAUCAAUACAGAACACUCAUAAAAAGAAGGAUAUAAUGGAACAAGAGGCUGAUGAUGUGACACAUGAACUGAAUAAUGAUAUGAACACAGCUAUCCAAGCAAUCCGUGAUAAAUACACAAAGCAUAUUGAUUUGGUAGCUGAGAAAAAAGCCACAUGUGCCAAGCAAGCUGUAGCUCAUCUAGGGCAUCUCCAUAUGCAAAAGGCCACCACUGAGAGCACAAUGAGCCAGCUACGUGCAUUGAAACAACAUGGACAUGAUACCCAACUGGCUAACAUGGCCAAUGACAUUAGUUCUAAAUCAAAAGAAUGGUCUGAACUCAAGGACUAUGAGCUUGACAAUUACAUUAAAUUCAAAAUACACAGAGGUGAAGUGUUUGAUGACAGAAUAGUGUUUGGAAAGGUGGACAUUGACAUCCUGAGAUAUAUAUCAGAGACACUAAGAUUAUGUGAAAAGCCAACAGUGUUAAAGAAAGUGAAGUCAAAUGUUGGGAAUGUUUGGGAUUUAGAUGUAACUGACAAUAAUGAAACUGUAGCUAAUGGUAGUGGAAAAUCAGCUAGUGUCUAUGACAAGGAUCUUACUUUAAAAACUACAUUUGGUAAGGGAUUUUACAAUGCCACUUGUAAAAGUAAUGAUAUCUACCUCACCAGUGAAACUGAUACAGUCCAUGUAUACAGCAAAGAUGGUACACACAGUAGAGAUAUAAGGAUACCCUCCCUGGGAAAAUGUAGGGGUCUUGUUGUUAACUCAAGGGGUGAACUUGUUAUAUGUGACACUUGCACAAAGAAUGUAUACCAUGUGGAAAGUGCUACUAGCAAAAUCCUGACCAAGUCAAAUUUAGGUACCUUAAACCGCCCACUCUAUGUAGCUGUCAAUAGUAAAGAUGUUGUGCUUGUGUCUGAUAUUGAUGGACAUUGUGUGGUGGGCAUGACCAGAGAUGGCAAUGAGCUGUUCAGGUAUGGCACUCUUGGUAAUGGACAGAACCAGCUGUACCAUCCCUGGGGUCUGUGUACAGAUAGAGCUAACAAUAUCAUAGUGGCUGACUCUAGGAACCACAGGGUGCACUUGCUAAGUCCAGAUGGCAAGUUCAUAAAAUACCUCCUGCAAGCUUCAGAUGGACUUGAGCGCCCAUAUGCUGUAGCCGUGGACAAAGAGGGACAGUUAUUGGUGGGAGAUAACAAGGGGUAUAUCUGGCAUAUUAAAUAUGCAGUGUAGGUGUAUGUCUUAGUGCAUGUUUAUAGAACAAACUCACAAGAUGAACUGAUUCUUCAAAAAC
Molecule: messenger RNA, 2168 nt
Organism: Owenia fusiformis
Lineage: Eukaryota; Metazoa; Annelida; Polychaeta; Sabellida; Oweniidae
Source: the annotation of a GenBank genome assembly